This is a messenger RNA of Octodon degus (degu), 5774 nucleotides long. RefSeq names its product sialic acid binding Ig like lectin 1 (gene Siglec1). The record is from RefSeq and is a predicted model, not a curated record. The coding region runs from base 101 to 5209 and encodes 1702 amino acids. The transcript is spliced from 22 exons. NCBI's taxonomy places the organism in Eukaryota, Metazoa, Chordata, Mammalia, Rodentia, Octodontidae.
GCUUGCGGUGCAGAGACAGGAGCCAGCUGCGUGCACUGGGAGCUCUGGCUGCCCCUGGAGCUACUUCCUCCUUGACCAGGCACCAGAACCAGCCUGGGACAUGGCUAUGGAUUUCCUGCUCCAGUUGCUCAGCUUUGCCUCGGUCUUUUCCUCAGGCCAGCCCUCAUGGGGCGUCUCCAGUCCCAAAGACGUGCAGGGUGUGAAAGGUUCCUGCCUUCUCAUCCCCUGCACCUUCAGCUUCCCCGCCAAUGUGCAGGUGCCCAAUGCCAUCACUGCCAUCUGGUACUAUGAGUACUCAGGCAAUAGGCAGGUGGUGAGCCACUCAGCCAACCCUGAGCUGGUGGAGUCGCGCUUCCGCGGCCGUGCACAGCUGCUCGGAGACAUGAACCACAAAACAUGCACCCUGCAGCUGAGCGACCUGAAGCCUGAGGAUGCUGGUGCCUACAACUUCCGCUUUGAGAUCAGCGAGGGCAAUCGCUGGUCGGAUCUCAAAGGCACCUCAGUCACCGUGACAGAGAUGCCCCAGGAGCCCAUCAUCACCUCACCCAAGGAGCUGCUUGAAGGCACAGAGGUGACCUUCAACUGCUCCACACCCUACGUGUGUCUGCAGAAGCCUGUCAGCCUGCAGUGGCAGGGUCAGGACCCCACUCGCUCUGUCAUCUCCAAAAUCCAGAAGCUUGACCCCACAGAUGGCAUCAGCCACAUGGAGACCCUCCACAUGGCCCUAUCCUGGAAGGAUCACGGUCGGGCCCUGCUCUGUCAGCUCUCAGUGGCCAACCUCAUGAGUCAAGGCCAGCUCUAUCUCCAUGUGCAGUAUGCCCCCAAGGGCGUGGAGAUCCUCCUCAACCCCUUGGGCCAGAACAUCUUUCCUGGGAGUCCGGUCACACUCACCUGCCUAGUGAACAGCAGCUACCCCACUGUGAGCUCCGUGCAGUGGCUCAAGGACGGGGUGCACCUCAAAGCCGAUGGCCCCAUGCUGCAGUUGUCUCAGGCAGCCUGGGAGGAUUCUGGUGUCUACACCUGCCAAGCCAGAAAUACAGUGGGCUCCUCGGUCUCACCACCCAUCAGCCUCCAUGUCUUCAUGGCCAAGGUCAAGGUGAGUCCAUCAGGCCCCAUCCUGGAGAACCAGACGGUAACGCUGGCCUGCGACACACCCAAGGAGGCGCCCAGUGGGCUCCGCUACAGCUGGUAUAAGAACCAGGUCCUGCUGGAGAACGCCCAUACCCCCACCCUCCGGCUGCACUCGGCCACCAGAGCUGAUACUGGCUUCUACUUCUGCAAGAUGCAGAACGCCCUGGGCAGCGUGCGCUCUGGCCCUGUCAGCGUGCUGGUCAGCCACCCACCCCUCAUCCCAGACCUGAGUGGCUUCCUAGAGACGCAGGCCAGGCUCGUGGGCAUCCUCCAGUGCUCCGUGGUCAGUGAACCCCCAGCCACGCUGAUGCUGUCCCACGGGGACCUCACUGUGGCCUCCAGCUCAGGGGAGAGUGAUUACAACCCCCGCUUCACCAUCUCCUCGGCUCCCAACUCCCUGCGCCUAGAGAUUCGAGACCUGCUUGCAGCUGACAGUGGGGAAUACAAGUGCACGGCUGCCAACUCCCUCGGAAACUCAACCUCCACCUUGGACUUCCAAGCCAAUGCUGCCCGGCUCCUCAUCAGCCCAGCGGCCGAGGUGGUGGAAGGGCAGGCGGUGACUCUGACCUGCAGGAGUGGCCUGAGCCCAGGGCCAGACACCCGCUUCUCCUGGUACCUGAAUGGGGCGCUGCUCCUUGAGGGGCCCAGCAGCAGCCUCCUGCUCCCUGCGGCCUCCAGCACCAAUGCCGGCUCUUACCACUGUCGCGCCCAGGACGACCACGGCACCAGCGGCCCCUCCAUGCCUACUGUCCUCACUGUGCUCUAUCCCCCACACCAGCCCACACUCACUGUGCACCUGGAAUUGGAUGCAGCUGGAGCUGAGGCUGGGCGGCGUGGCCUCCUACUGUGUCGUGUGGCCAGUGACCCACCUGCCCAUCUACGGCUGCUCCAUGGGGGUCAUGUUGUGGCCACAUCAUCUAUGGGAGGCUGUGGCACAUGUGGGGGUUGCUCCCCACGUACAAAGGUCACCAACGAGCCCAACCUGCUUCGGAUGGAGAUUCCCAACCCAGUGCUGGAGGAUGAGGGCGUGUACCUGUGUGAGGCCAGCAAUGCCCUGGGCAACGCCUCAGCCUCAGUCACCUUCAAUGCCCAGGCCACUGUCCUGGUCAUCACCCCAUCUGACUCACUAGAAGAGGGCACAGAGGCCAACCUGACUUGCAGCGUGAGCCGGGAAGGCACUGAUCGCCCUGCCAACUUCUCCUGGUUCCGGAAUGGGGCGUUGUGGACUCAGAGUCCCCAGGAGACUGUGAGGCUGCCAUCUGUGGCCAGGACUGAGGCUGCCCUGUAUGCCUGUCAGCUCAUCACUGAGAUUGCCACCCAGCCCUCCGCCCCUGUGUUCCUGAAUGUGCUCUAUCCCCCAGACCCUCCAAAGCUGUCAGCCCUCCUGGACAUGGGUCAGGGUCACAUGGCCAUGUUCAUCUGCACUGUGGAUAGCCAUCCCCUGGCUCAGCUGUCCCUGUUCCACGGAGAGCACCUUCUGGCCACCAGCCUUGGACUCCAGCUCCCAUCCCAUGAUAGGCUCCAGGCCAAGGCCACCCCCAACUCCCUGCAGCUGGAAAUCCGAGAACUGGCCCUUGGGGACUCUGGUCACUAUCACUGUGAAGCUACAAAUGUUCUGGGAUCUGCCAACACCUCACUCUUCUUCCAUGUCCGAGAAGCCUGGGUCCAAGUCUCACCAUCCUCUGAGCUCCAGGAAGGCCAGACUGUGGUCCUGAGCUGCCUAGUGCCCACGGGGGUCCCCGAGGAAGCUUCAUACCUCUGGUUUCGGGAUGGCCAGCUCCGCCACGAGUGGACAUCGGCCAUGCUGCGCAUUCCAGCCAUAACUCUGAAGCAAGCUGGUGCCUACCACUGCCAAGUUCAGGCCCCAGGCUCAGCCACCAGUCUGGCUGCCCCGGUCAGCCUGCAUGUGUCCUAUUCCCCACGCCAGGUCACACUCACCACCCUGAUGGACACAGGCCCAGGGCGACUGGGCCUCAUCCUGUGCCGUGUGGACAGUGACCCUCCAGCCCAGUUGCAGCUGCUCCACAGGGACCGCCUAGUGGCCUCCACCCUGCAAGCUGUGGGAGAAACUGCUGGCAGGGAUGCCCGGCUGCAGGUGACAGUGACCCCUAAUGCACUGCGUGUGGAGAUCCACAACACCGUGCUAGAGGAUGAGGGCAUCUACACCUGUGAGGCCACCAACACUCUGGGCCGUGCCUCAGCUUCAGCUGACUUCGACUCCCAGGCUGUGAGUGUGCAGGUGUGGCCCAAGGCCACUGUGCAGGAGGGGCAGCAGGUGAACCUCACCUGCCUCGUGUGGGCCACUCACCCAGCCCAGCUCACCUACAAGUGGUACCAGGAUGGGCAGCAGCGCCCAGGAGCCCACUCCAUCUCCCUGCCCAACGUCACACUCGCUGACGCUGCCUCCUAUCGCUGUGCUGUGGAGACCCCUGGCCAGGUGCCCCGCCUCUCCACACCUGUCACCCUGGAUAUCCUCUAUGCACCCCGCAGCCUACGCCUGACCUACCUUCUGGAGAGCCGUGCUGGGCAGCUGGCUCUGGUGCUGUGCACGGUGGACAGCCGCCCACCUGCCCAGUUGGCCCUCAGCCAUGCCGGCCACCUCCUGGCUUCCUCAUCCACAACCUCAGUCCCUAACACACUGCAACUGGAGCUGCAGGCACCGAGGCCCAGUGAUGAGGGGCUGUACAGCUGCUCAGCCCACAGCCCUCUGGGCCAGGCCAACACCUCGCUGGAGCUUCGGUUGGAGGGUGUACGGGUCACACUGGCUCCAUCAGCUGCUGUCCCUGAGGGAACCUCCAUCACAGUGACCUGUGAGGACCCUGCUGCACGCCCGCCCGCACUUUAUACCUGGUACCACAAUGGCCGCUGGAUGCAGGAGGGGACAGCUGCCUCAUUGAGGUUCCCGAGGACCACACGGGCUCACAUGGGCACCUACUCCUGUCAGGUCCACGAUGCCCAGGGCACACGCAGCUCCCGACCAGCUUCCCUGCAAGUCCUCUAUCCCCCCCAGGAUGUUGUCCUUUCCUCCUUCCGAGACUCCAGGACCAGCUCCAUGGCUAUGGUACAGUGCACAGUGGACAGUGAGCCACCUGCUGAGCUGGCACUGUCCCACAAUGGCACAGUGUUGGCUACUAGCCAUGGGCUCCACGGCUCAGCAUCUGGAACUAGGUACAUCCAGGUGGCCCGCAACGCCCUGCAGCUGCAGGUGCCGGAUGUGCCAGCAGGCGGUGACGACACCUAUGUUUGCACGGCCCACAAUGUGCUGGGUUCAGUGAGCACCACCUGGCAGCUGCGGGUGGAAGGUGUGAGCGUGGUGGCCGAGCCAGGCCUGGAGGUUCCUGAGGGCACCGCACUGAACCUGAGCUGCUGCCUCCCUCCUUCUCCCAGGCCCACGGGCAACUCCACCUUUGCAUGGUUCCGGAAUGGUCGGCCACUGCAUGCUCAUGUGGGGCCCAUUCUUGCCUUCAGCCGUGUGGGCCGUGCCCAGGCUGGGCUGUACCACUGCCAGGUGGAGCUGCCCUCUGGCCCCUCUGCCUCUGCUCCUGUCAUGCUCCAAGUGCUCUACCCUCCCAAGACGCCCACCAUGACGGUCUUUGUGGAGCCUGGGGGUGGCCUCCAGGGCAUCCUAGACUGCCAGGUGGACAGUGAGCCCCCAGCCAGCCUGACCCUUCACCUGGGCAGCAGACUGGUGGCCUCCAGCCAGCUACAGGGUGCUCCUGCAGAGUCGCAUAUCCAUGUCUCAGUUUCCCCCAAUGCCCUGCGGGUGGACAUGGAGCUACUGCAGCCCAGUGACCAGGGGGAAUAUGUGUGCUCUGCCACCAACAGCCUGGGCGCUGCCUCUGCCUCUGCCUACUUUGGGGUCUCAGCCCUGCACCAGCUGCAUUUGUUCCAGCAUCUCCUUUGGGUGCUGGGACUGCUGGCUGCCUUCCUGAGCUUGCUGUUGGGGCUGGGGGCCUACUAUGUGUGGAGGAAGCGUUCUCAGCAUUUGCACCUAAGCAAGAAUUUGGAGAUGAACUUCUCUGAUGGACAUGGGGACAUGCAGGCACAUGUGGGACUUUAUUCUGUGCUCAGCAGCUGAGCUGACAGGUGGCACUGCCUGCCCCCAGGAGGAGGAAGUACUGACAAACCAGGCACUGUGAAGCAGGCAGUGCCAGGUCCUGGCUACCUCUUCGCAAAGAGCAUGGUGACACCUGACUUCUGAAGACUUGGCUCAAACCCCUCUCCCCCCAUGAAACAUGGGUCAUGAGAGGUAGGGAAAGACUUUGUCUACCCACAAGGUGCUGGCUGUAGGGGACCCUCAAGAGAUCUGAGUUGCUCCAGCCAUCCACUUGUCUCUAUGCCUCUAUCUUUCUUCUGGAUCUCCUCUCUCCUCCCCAUCAUCUCUUUUCCAAAGGAGGCAUUGCCCCUGAAUGACCUGUGGAUGAUUGGAACAGAAGGGUAUUUGUGUCCUCAUAGCUCGGCCAGGGCAACUCUGUACCAUACAGUGUAUCAGUAAGGCAGACUGCUCUAACAUGAGACCAAAUACAGCAGCUUCAAAAUGAAUUUUAUUUUUCUUUCUCUACUAGUUUGGAUAUGCUAUGGUGGCGUAAGGUGUUGGGGCUCAGGCUUCUUCUGUCUUACUUUUCUCCAUCCCUAAAAGAUAG